Purpureocillium takamizusanense is the source of this 835-nucleotide messenger RNA. RefSeq lists its product as uncharacterized. Gene Ontology annotation, molecular function: acyltransferase activity, transferring groups other than amino-acyl groups. The coding region runs from base 41 to 694 and encodes 217 amino acids. The transcript has a single exon. NCBI's taxonomy places the organism in Eukaryota, Fungi, Ascomycota, Sordariomycetes, Hypocreales, Ophiocordycipitaceae. The record is from RefSeq and is a predicted model, not a curated record.
CUCACAUCAACGCUCUUGCCUCCAACAACCCUUUUGCGCCAUGGCUCCCGCGCCGCCGCAUCGUAUACUACAGUCUCCCAACCCGCCGGGCGCGGAGCCGGGCGCCGUCCUCUUCGAGACGGAGCGGCUCAUCGUGCGCCGCUACCUCGCCAGCGACGCGCCCGCCCUCGCCGCGGCGGCCAACCACGUCGAGGUGUCCGACUUCAUGAGCGACCGCUUCCCGUCUCCGUACACGGCGGACGCGGCGCUCGCCUUCUUCGCGCGGCACGACGAGGCGCAGGAUCUCACGCACCCGACCCACGCCGCCGUCCUCGUCAAGCCCAACACGGCGGACAACCCGUCGUCGGAGCCGCGCCUGAUCGGCGGGCUCGGCGCCGACGUCUUGGACGACAUCCUCUACCGCACGUGGAGCCUGGGCUACUUCCUCGCGCCGUCGGCCUGGGGCAGGGGGUACGCGACCGAGGCCGUGGCCGCCUUCACGCGCUGGCUCUUCGCGACCUGGCCGCGGCUCAACAGGAUAGAGGGCGAGGCGUACGCCCACAACGUCGCCAGCCAGCGCGUGCUGGAGAAGAGCGGUCUCCGGAGGGAGGGCGUCAGGCGCGGCGCGGCCGAGAAGCAGGGCGUGCUGGUGGACUUGGUCAUGUUUGGCAUCGUGCGAGGAGAUCUUGUUGAAACACCACCACCAGCAGGAUAGUAAGUAACGUAGUACGUUAGUAGAUGAGUUGACUGGGGUUGACGAUGAGCACCACCAACUUCACAGAGCCGCCCCGUAAACAUCAUGUUCCCAUCCCAAUCCUCUCUUCUUCUUCUUAGUCGGUAAAGUCGUACGGCGGAG